Molecule: messenger RNA, 4228 nt
Organism: Electrophorus electricus (electric eel)
Lineage: Eukaryota; Metazoa; Chordata; Actinopteri; Gymnotiformes; Gymnotidae
Product: carboxyl-terminal PDZ ligand of neuronal nitric oxide synthase protein
Molecular function (GO): nitric-oxide synthase binding
Source: RefSeq, a predicted model, not a curated record
CUGACUAGCACAGAAUUUUAUAUUAAAACACGCACUCCAUUUUUUGUUUUAAUUAUGCAAAGUAGGAUUAACGUUCCUGCAAAAUGCUGGCCAAGAGUCAUUGGAUGACAACAUAUCGGUCAACUGUGUUAGCCUAAUUUUGUAUCAGGCAAUGUACUUCGUGUUAAAAACCAAAACUUGAAACAAAACCCCCGCAACAAUCAGAGCGGUAAUUAUCCUCAUGUAAUGUCGUCAUGCGACAGAACGGCUGGAAUACUCGCUGCCCCCCGCUAUGUGUGCCAACCUGCCCGAAAGACUUAGAAAUCACGCUUUCGGUUCUCAAGUCUGAAGUCCUGGAGCAGUUGAACCCUGUAGUGUACCGACCUAGAUUUGUAAAUUAAACUAAACAGCUGCGCCAAACUUCCCGGAAUGUGACGCUAGAGGAACGGCCGUUGCGCAUUCACAGGCGUGGGGUGGGGGUGGAGAACAGGCGCACCAGUCGUUCUUUUGCGCAGAAGCUGCUCCUUCAUUCAGCCUUUCCCGCGGGGACAGCCUACUACAAUGGCUCACCUCGCGUUGCGAGCGUCUCGCCGUGGCACCUCGUCUGCGUCGCUUUAGACGUGUUCCGCGGAUCGCUCUCCGCUGUCUUGAACGGGUCGGUCGCUGGACAGAUUUCUAGCUCAGGGGACAGCGAGGUCCCGUUGGGAAAAUGCCCGGCCGGAACAGGUACAACCUGGUGGACGAUGUGGCGGACUCCCGAGUGCCACUUCAUAACGAUGAGGCUUUUCAGCACGGAAUACAUUUCCAAGCCAAGUAUGUCGGUAGUUUGGAUGUCCCAAGACCCAACAGUCGUGUGGAGAUUGUGGCAGCUAUGAGGAGAAUCAGAUAUGAGUUCAAGGCCAAGAGUGUUAAGAAGAAGAAGGUCAGCAUCGUGGUCUCGGUGGACGGCAUGAAAGUGAUCCUGCGCAAGAAGCAGAAGAGGAAAGAGUGGACAUGGGAUGAAAGUAAAAUGCUGGUGAUGCAGGACCCCAUCUACAGGAUCUUUUAUGUGUCCCAUGACUCUCAGGAUCUGAAGAUUUUCAGCUACAUUGCCAGAGAUGGAUCCAGCAACACCUUCAGAUGCAACGUCUUCAAGUCCAAAAAGAAGAGCCAGGCCAUGCGUAUAGUGCGGACAGUGGGCCAGGCCUUCGAGGUGUGCCACAAGUCGAGCCUGCAACACGCCGGGCGGAGCGCCGAGGGCAAGCACGAGGGACCCGUGGCCCGCGUGAACCAAGAGUCAGACCAGGAGGAUGCUAGUGAAGGCUGCCAGCUGCCUGGAGCUGGGCAGGAUGAUGUCACAGAUAAGGGGGCGGGGUCACGCUCAGCUAGUGUGUGUGAGCAGGCCAUGAAUGCCAUCCUUCAGAGCCUGUCACAACUCAGCAUGGUCAAGCCAGCGCACACCCAGGACUCGGAGAGUGUCUCUCUCCCCACUCUAUCUCCCAGAAGCCCCUGCUCUCCGUCUCUCACGCCAUUGGCUGCUCACCACCACCUGCAGUUACUCCAGCAACAGUUACUCCAGCAACAACAGCAGGCCCAAGUCGCCGUGGCGCAGGUGCAGCUCCUGCAGGAUCAGCUGGCAGCAGAGACCGCGGCUCGAAUGGAGGCCCAGGCCCGGUCUCACCAGCUGCUGCUGCAGAACCGAGACCUGCUGCAGCACGUCGCGCUGCUCGUGAAACACGUCGGGGAGCUGGAGGCAAGAGUCAACAGCACCGCACACUAUGAGGAGUCGCCCUGGAGAAGCUCAUCUGCCCACUCCUUCUCCCCCAACCUGAAGAACAGCCACAUCCCCAGAUCAGGCCAGCCCAUCACCUCCACGCCGGAGGGGGAGACGGACACCUCCCCUGCGACCACCCACGCAGUGGACUGCACCGAGUCCUACCUAAGCCUGCUCAGGCUGGGUGGGUCGCACAUCGCCACAGCCAAUGGCAAGCUGGAGAACACAGCAAGCGAGGAGGGAUUGGACGGUGGGAGGGGUAAAAUCUCGCGGCUGAAUUCAGCCACACCGGACGAACGGUUUAAGCAAAUUAUCCCCAAGCUGGACCCGCCCCCUCCGCUUGCCAACCGAAAGCGCCCAAACAGAACUUUCCCUCUGGGCUUUAACGAGGUGCCGCCGAGCACGGCUGAGAGCUCCUCCUUCCCCGACAUCGCGCCGUGUUCCCCCGGCGACUUCUGUUACUUCAGCAACGGAGGGAGCGCUUCAGUCAGCGAGGAUUCCGGCGUACGCUCAGGCUCCAGGGCCCUUGUGACACUGCGCACCGAAGACGACCCGUCUGAGGACUGCAGCUCGGGCCUCCUCUCCACAUCCAGUACCUGCAGCAGUUUGCCUGAGGACCGCCCCCUUGCUGAGACUCCACCCCAGCUGGCCACGCCCAGCAGCUUUGAUCACACACUUUCAUUCUCUUCACCUCUUAACGAGACCUGUCUUCACAUCAGUCUGAGUGAGGACGAGCUCCUGGAGGACUGUGUCUAUAACACCCUGCACACGGGUUAGGACGCCUGGCACACAGUCCUACCCGACUACCCGGCUUCGCUGCAGCCUAGCUGCAGUUCAUGGGUCUAGGAAUUGAGGCUCCAUGAUCCUUGGCUCUUACAGUUUCACUGGAGCAGCAAAUGAGAAACACCAUGCAGGAAUGAGAAACACCAUGUUGGACUGAGAAACAUCAUGUUGGACUGAGAAAGAGGGAGCCCCCACUGUCUCUGUAAGACUCUGGAACAGGAAAAACUUUACACACUGAUUUUCUCACAGUUUUAAGAGCAAAAUCAAUUCACAAUUGCCAUCCCUUCUCCGCCUUUAUUAACAACUCCAAUUUGGGUGUUUUUGUCUUUGUAAGACAGAAGCACCCACUGUCUGCAAUAUCCUUAAAUACUUUUCACUCUGCAAAUUCACUGGAGAAAGAAUUAAUGACACCAUGUGGGCCAAAUAGAUAGAAAUAUUUUUUUUUAGAAUGAAUUUGAGUAGGUGUUGUGAGACUGGAACAGAAGAAAAGGCGUAGACUGGUUUGUUGUCUACUUAGGAAAUUUUAUAGAACUAUAUUAGGAAUUAGACUUUUUCAUUUAGCUGCUACAUUGUUUUAAGUAGAUCCCAUGCACACUGUGAGGCUCUUUUAAUCUGUGUAAGUCCGAGGACUCUAAUAAUUAGAAGCUUUGUGUAAAUGUCAAUGAAAUGUUCGUAGUUUGAAGGUUGAAGAGUAGAUCUGAUGUGAUUUCUAGAGGACAAGAUAAAACAAAGAAUACUGAAGAUCAAACUGGAGCAGAAAAACAAACCCUGAAAGCCAAUCAGAACUACAGGCAGAAACAUAUAGAGGGAAGGAGUACGGAAAUGAGAGGCUCAAUCAAGAGUUUAUAAGCAGCAAAUUGGCACUCGUUCAUCUUAAUUCGAGCCGAGGCAGGACGGGGAGCCGAGCAAGGCUGUGAGAAUGAACGCAUGAUUGGAGCUGCCGAACAGAAUAGCUCGCAGCGUGUGGCCACGACCGAGGUGUGCUUACACAUCGCGUUAGAGUGGAGCUCCACCGCAACACCUCUGCAGUGUCGGACAGAAGGCAAGCAGAGAUUACCUUCAUUAGCAUUUUUUGCAUCCCAGUGGAGGGAGGUAAGGAUGGAGAGAGAGAGAAAGAGAGAGAGAGAGAGAGAGAUUUCUUUCACGGGACCCUCACCAUGUCUGUGGAUUGUGCUUGGAACCAAAUCUCAGUCUGUGUUCAAAACACCACUGAUUCUCUCAUGGCUUCAAAACCCAAACUGCCUGCAUCACCACUCAGACUACAAUUACAGCUACUUUUAUGGUUUCUGUGCAUAUCAAACAAACAAAAACACUGACUUGAAUCAGCUGGAACAGACUGUGUCUUUCGCUAGUGUACUGAGGAGGUGUGUUGCAGCACUCUGAAAACACACACCGCCACUGGUCACAGAUGAGACGGCAGUUCAACAAAACUCAUUCAACGGACUUUCACGACCUGAAACUGAAAAAACAAACAAACAGGAACAAGCCCCACCCCCAAAUUGGCAAUAACAUGCUUACUAAAGAAAGCAUCAGAUUCACAUUGGGCAGGAACAAGUGAGGAGAGGGAGGACACAGGAGAGACACAGGAGAGACACAGGAGAGACACAGGAGAGACAACGCACCUUAGGAACUGAGGAAGGGAUGAGCCAGGGAGACGUGUGCACCAAUAAAGCUGGACUGCAUUAAGAAAUAAAGAAACCUGUUAGUUCCAAA